AAUGUCCAACGAACUCAGCGAAUUGAUCGCUCUCGGCUGUCCGGACCUCACGGCCCAAAAGCCAGAGGGCGGCAGCACCCAGAUUGAGCUGAUCCUUAACACGGAGCGCCGUCUCAGCAUAAAGCAGAUGACAGCCACGGACCUGGCAGCCCUUCGGGCGGCAGCCGCUGCCGAAGCCGAGGCCAGAGUUCGAGCGCAGGCGGAAGCGGAAGCCAGGGCGAUCGCCCAGGAACAGUUGCGACAGGCCCGCGAGGCCGAGUCCAAGGCCAGAGCACGUGCUGCCCUCGAGGUGCAGGCCCAGCUGCAGCGGGUGAUGGAGAGCGAGAAGCGCAGGGAGCGGGAGGAGGAAGAGGAACGAGACAGGCAAGCGAAACGGGAAGAUGAAGACGAGGACGAAGAUGAAGAGGAAGAAGAAAAGGAGGAGGACUUGGCCAAGGGUUCUCUACCCUCCAAUACAGGUCCCAGGGAACGCAUAACCUCGCUGCCCAGCAUUCUUGACGAUGCCAUGGAAAUGCACCUUUUGAACGUCUCACAGCCCAAAGCCACAUCUAGAGAUGAUUCUCCUCCUCGGAAGAGCACCUCCCACCUGGCCGAUUCCAUUGAACUCCUCCGGAUGCAGCGAGCUGCCCGCGAUGCCCGAUCCCACAAUCGCACCCGGGAACGUUCCAUAUCGCCGGCAUCGCGUAAUCGCGAACGGAGUGCUGCUCCUGAUCGCCUUCAGAGUUCCGCGAGCAUGAGCAGCUUGGACAGUGCCUCGGCUUCAGCCUCGCGACAGCCCAGCAAGGCUGAAAGUCGACGUGGCAGCACAUCCAGUGCCUCUGGUGUGGAACCACCUGCAGCAGCCCCUGCUCUGGCCUCCAAAUUUCCACUCUCCAAGACGGUAUCGGCGCCCAAUGUCAUGAACCGAAGGAAAAGCAGCCUCACCUCACUCUUUCCGGGACCUGCGCCUCUCGUGGCACCCGAGCCCUCGCUGCAUACCACUCCGGUGGCUCCACCGCCGGAAGAGGAGCACCGUCGAGGGCGAAUGGAGAAUGGUUACCGUGAGAUACCAAGCGGAAAGAUGGUGCAUCGCACCAAGACUCCGCCACCGGUGGGCGCCAAUCUGGGGGUUAACCUAAAGCGAGUCACGGCGCCCAGUGGAUCCAUAACUGUCAAGCCCAAGGAGUCGCCCAUGCUGGGCGUGGUGCUCCGCAAGGUUGAGAAGAAAGUAGUGCCACAGAAGAGCAUCCUGGACGAUGAUAAACCACUCUACCACUUUUCCAUUGUGCGCAGCGAUCACAAGGAGCAUGUGCCCGCCCAGAAGCCGAAGCCUAAGCCUGCUCCCCCAGCUGCCAAACCCAGCCCAGGUGGCAUCCUCACCGGGCCUCAGGUGAUACGUACUGCAAACCAGCAGCCUAAGCAACCUGUGCCCGUCAAGCCGCAGCGUCCCAUGCCUGGAGUGCCCAUCACAAUAACCAAGAUCGAGGGUGACAAGAUCAUCAUCAUCAAGAAGAUAAUUGUGCCGAAGAACAGUAAGAUACCGGAACAGUAUCUGCAGAUGAGUGAAGAUGCGGCCAAGCCAUCAAAUGCAGUGCCAACAGCGGUUUCCGCCGCCCCAUCGCCCAACCUAAGGACCAAAGAGGACUCCGUGCCAGCCAUGCAGAAACCAACGCCGCCGCCGGCCAGUACUGGCCAGCAGUUCUUCCAGGUGGUUUCGCCCCAGUUCGCCUCAGUGCUGUCGUCCAGCAUCCCGGAUAGCAAGUGUGCCGUUCGAUCACCGAUCUCCUCGCCAUUGGCCAUACGCAAGAGCCGCCCGCCACUGCUGCCGGCGAGUCCCAAGUCCACGCCACCGCUGCCUCGAAAGCAUCAUCCGCUGGCAUAUAAUGCGGCCACAGGGACAAUUAGCAGUGCGGCCGGAGGUGCUUUGCCUGCUCGCCUAAUGGCUACCAUUGCUUCGAGCCCCGCCUCCAGCAUAUCAGUGUCCUCCUCCAGCUCACCUUCUUCCUCACCGCCGCCUCCAGUGCCCUGUAGGGCUCCAAAGAAUGCAACUAAGCCCGCAGGUCCUGCAGCAGCACCUCCGCCAUCCAACGAAAUUACGCUGGACAAGCUAUUGCAGCAACAACAGGAACUGGAGGAGAAGUCGGCGGCGGCCAAGAACAGCGCUCAGAUAGAUGCGAAUUUCUACGAUGCCGAGAUCGAGAUGAUGAAUAAGUAUCUGAAGAGCUUGCCCGACUACAGCGAGCUGGACAGGAAGCUGCAUCAGGAGUUUCAGGAGUGCGAGGAUCUCUACGACAGGCUUAAGCGCCAACAGCAGCCGCUGGCCAAGUCGAAUUCGCAGCAGUCGGUGACCAAGGGCGCCCCAGGUGCCACAGUUCCGACAAUCUCCUCCGGUCUAGCCAAGUCAUCGUCCAUCAACUUCACCCAUAAUCCCAGUCGGGGAGCUGCUCCCCGGAUGGCCUAUCCCUCGAUAUUCUCACAGCCUGGGGGCGAACCCAAGCUGCAGCGCAGCAUCUCCAGCUCCAAUAUGCCGAUAAGUACGCCCACUCCCAUGCGGCCACUGCCCGCGAAGAAUGGUCUGCAGAGCGGCUCGAAUCUCUCCCUGAACAAACAGCUAAUGAACGAGUUCUGGAGCGAGAAUCUAACCAGUUCGCAUAAGCGACAAACGCCCAAGCGCACUUUCUGGAACUACGAGAAGAUCUGUGGCGCCCAGUUGGGCGAUGCCGGCCAACCCUUCAAAGUGGAUGCGAAGACGGCCAAGAAGCUGGCCAUCUUUGAUCCGACGGUAGCGGAGGCAGCCCAAAAGGAGUUGCAACGGCCCCAGCAGCAGUCUCAGCAUCAUCCUCACAAGCUGCAGAAAAAUGCCUCGCUAUCGCACCUAGACCUCAAAGUCCGGCAGGCGGUGACCAAGGACGAUCUGUACAAACUAAUAUGCAACGAGCAAUCCCCAUCGGCGGGGGCUGGUUUUGUGAGUCGGGUGCCAGUCAAGCAGCAGCAGCAGCCAGCGUUGGCCCAGCAGGCUCAAAUCCUCCCCAAAAGCGUGUCCAUGACGCAUGUACCGGGUGGCUGCCAACCCAUGGCAGGUCCUUUGAUGCGGACCUCAAGCCGCACACACAUACCCUGCUACAUGAAACACCUGCCUUCUUUGAGCAGGAGUACCUCCAACUCUGCGAUAUUGAUGACGCCUCAGCCACGCAAGGAGCCGCCAUCGAAAGAGCCGCUUAAAGUUGCUCCUGCUGCUCCGGGACCGGCUCCUGUUCUUGCUUCUGUUCCUGCCCCUUCAACUUUCACCAAACCCAGUGGCGUCUUAAAGAGCUCCAGUAGUUCAUGUGUCCCAUCGCCCCGGUGUGCUGCUGCCUUCUUUCGACGACCGCAGGAAAAUAGCAAUCAGCAGCAGCAGCAUCAGCCUUUACAGCAACCACAAAAGGCUGUGCCCAACGAGGAAUCUGGGCCUGGGGACUCUGCCUCACUGGAACGCAAGUCCGAGAAAAGCAACAGCACGAUAAGCACGAGUAGCUUUACGGUGACCAACUGUUGCACCACCCACCUGCCGCAGCUCUCCAAGUUCACCUCGUCGUUCCACAUUGCCCCGACCACAACAGCCACGACGACGGCGUCGACGUCAACGACAACACCAACUGCAACGAUUGCCAUGCCAGCAGCAGCAACACCAAGUGAGGGCGGCCACAAGGCACCCCAGCAGCAGCAGCAACAAAGUGGCGCAGCUGCCAACUUGGAGGUGCCAACAUCGUCAUCGUCGGCGGCCACAAAGCGCCAGAAAGAUGUUGACAACAAGCUAGAAAAAUGCCUCAACGACAUGCUAAAGUUAAAGACCAACAGCAACAUCACUAGUAUCAGCAGCAGCAACAACAAUAAUAAUAAUGCAAUCAUGUCGCAGUCGCUGACAGGCGAGCACAAAGAGCCGAACGCUGCAGGCGGCGACAGCCUUCCGAGCAGCAGCAGCGGCAGCAAGUACGUGGGUGAAUCUCAGAUCCCGGUGCCAGUUCAGCUCUACGAUCCGCAGAAGCCAUUGCUGCAGCAGCAACAAAGGAUUUGUUAUCCCAUAGGCAAGUCGAACUCUACUUCGCAGUUGCCAAUGGGUGGCUACCAAAGAUUGCUGCACCAGCAGCAGCAGCAGCAACAACACCAGCAACAUCAACAACAGCUACAACAACAACAACAGGAACAGCAGCAGCAAUAUCCCCAGCAUAAGCGACCUUUCCUCAACUGGAACAGUUUUGCCUGCUCCGCCAUGAAUGGAGCUAGUGAUCCCUUCAUGCAGCAGCAGCAGCAACAUACGCAUCAACAGCAUCUGCCCCACAAGCUGCAACAAUCCUACUCCUCCUCCAAUGUGCCCAAGCAGACACCCAAAUCGGGACUGGCCAUGUUUCUGCAAAAGAACACCAACAAGGAGAACAAGUUUGGACAGCCGCCGCAUCAUCAGCCGCCAGGCAUGAUGCCACAGAUGUACGGCUACCAGGUGCCGCAGCAGCAGCAAUCCAUAUCCAAGCUGGGCUAUCCGCGCACCGGAGCCCCACUGACGCACUCUGUAUCCUUUAGCUCCGCCCAGCGGCCUACGGCCCUGAUGUUUCACCAGCAACAUCAGCCACAACAACAGCAGCAGCAGCCACAGCCGCAUUCCAGCUUUGGGCAGGGCAUGAUGAGUAGAAACUACUACAAUCUGCCCAAGCAGCCGGAGCGCAAGCCGCUGCAGACCUUUGAUCCCUAUGCCUAUCCCAAGCCGAAUCAAAUGCAGCCGGUCAAGUACCAGCCACAGUCGCAGUCACAGCAGCAUCAGCAAUCGCAUCCGCAUACGCAGUUUCUGAACGCUUCCGCUGGCGGCGUCGGAGGAGGAGGAGGAGGAGUAGUAGUAGGUGGUGGCGCUGGCGCUGCCGCUGGGCUUCAAUACGAUCCAAAUACAAAUACGCAAUUGUUUUACGCGUCGACGGCGUCAUCGUCGGCCAAUAUGCAACCGCAGCCACCGCAACAGCAACUGCAACAAAGCAAUUCUGUCAUAUUCAAUCACCACCAACAACAUCAACAACAGCACCAACAACAAUUACAACAACAGCAGCAGAACGAAAUGUCCAAGUCCGCUUUGGGACUGCACUUCAUCGAGACAGCAAAGCCCGUCAUUCAAGAUGAUGCUGAUGGUCACUUAAUUUACCACACCGGAGACAUUCUCCAUCACAGAUAUAAGAUCAUGGCCACACUGGGCGAGGGAACUUUCGGACGUGUGGUUAAGGUGAAAGACAUGGAGCGCGAUUACUGCAUGGCCUUAAAGAUCAUUAAGAACGUGGAAAAGUACCGCGAAGCUGCCAAGCUGGAGAUUAAUGCCCUGGAGAAGAUUGCCCAGAAGGAUCCGCAUUGCGAUCAUUUGUGUGUAAAAAUGAUUGACUGGUUUGAUUACCAUGGACACAUGUGCAUAGUAUUUGAAAUGUUGGGGCUGAGUGUUUUCGAUUUUUUGCGUGAGAACAACUAUGAGCCAUACCCGCUGGACCAAGUGCGCCACAUGGCCUAUCAAUUAUGCUACUCUGUGAAAUUUCUACAUGACAAUCGUUUAACGCACACAGAUCUCAAACCGGAAAACAUACUGUUUGUCGAUUCGGAUUAUUCUGCUCACUAUAAUCAUAAGAUUAAUCGCGAGGUUCGCCGUGUCAAAAACACAGACGUCCGUCUAAUUGAUUUUGGCUCUGCCACCUUUGACCACGAGCACCACAGCACAAUUGUCUCGACGCGACAUUAUCGCGCGCCCGAGGUCAUACUGGAGCUGGGUUGGUCGCAGCCCUGUGAUGUUUGGUCCAUUGGCUGCAUCUUGUUCGAACUGUAUCUGGGCAUCACGCUCUUCCAAACGCACGACAACCGCGAGCACCUGGCCAUGAUGGAGCGCAUCUUGGGACAAAUACCAUAUCGCAUGGCACGCAAUCACACUCUUUACAGCAAAACCAAAACAAAGUACUUCUAUCACGGUAAGUUGGAUUGGGAUGAGAAGUCCAGUGCGGGUCGCUAUGUCCGAGAUCACUGCAAGCCGCUGCAACAGUGCCAGCUAAGCGAUGGCGAGGACCACUAUGAGCUGUUCAGCCUGAUUAAAAAGAUGCUGGAGUAUGAGCCCUCGUCCCGAAUCACGUUAGGUGAGGCCCUGCGUCAUCCGUUCUUUGACAAGCUGCCGCCACAUCAUCGGGUGGGAGAAAUGGCCAACAAGCAGCCACUGUCAUCGGGCAGCAGCAGCCGCGAGCGAUCGCAUAGCCUGUCCAGAUGAGAAUUACAGCGAUUUGGUUAUUGUUGACAGACAGCGCUGAUCAAGCACUCAAUCAUGCAAACAUACACACAAAGCAGUCGUCCAGCAACGUCCUGCACCGACAUCGUAGAGUAGACCCGCAAUCACAACGGCAGAACCCUAUCUUAAGUGCUAAAGUCUUUAACUGACGUUUUUUUUCUAAACUUGACUUGUAUAGAUGUUUCCCAUACAAAAGCAAACCCCAUUCGACGACGACACAUUGUUUCCUAGUACAACGUGCACACGUUGCUGUGCACCAUUAAGAGCUGUGCCUGUGCAUUGUAUACCAUACCCGCCAACAGUGUUUUGUUCUGUAAACAAAUGAUAACCAAAUCGUGUAUAAUAUUGAUAGUGCGGUGCGUCCUCCCGACACUAGAACCUAAACUGUAAAUGUCUUGAAAUGUGCGCCCCUGCGGUAGAUGAGACAAUUUAUAAACCGACUGCAAGCCCGAUUAAUGGUAUAUACAAGUGUAGUUGUAACAUAAGAAGUCGCUUAAAUGCUAGUUGAAAUGUAUCCCCCACAAUGUGCAUUGGGAGCCCGACUAAUUUGUAAUUAAUACCCCAUUUCGAGAGCGUGAUCCGUAAGCUAAUGCAAGCCAUUACACACACACACACACACACACAACACCCCACGCCUGUAUGGUUAAUUGUGAAUGUAAGAGAGAGAGCAAUUGUUAUGCCGCCCCUGUGUGCACGAUCGCCAUUCUGCGCGCAUUUUGUGUAAAUUCAGUAGCAGCCCAGCAGAGUCAUAUUUCUCUUUUAAAAUACGUUUGGAAAUAUUUAAAUUUUUAGCCGGCCUGUUUUGUUCGUUUUCGUUUUACAAUCGAAUAUCGAAAGAUCAACCCAUACAUUGAUACAAGCAUACACCAUCGUAUGAACACUAGAGUAUAUAUGCAUAUACUUAUACAUACUUAAUUCAAAUGAUUGUGAGUUAGUUUAAUAUUACAUAAAUAUUAAUUAUAAAUUACAUUAUUUGCAAACUUAACCCGAUCAACCAGCAUAUAAGAUAAAAAAAAAACAAUAUUGUCAAGUUAUUAAAAAUUGAAAUAAAUCUUAAAUAAAAAAACAAAA
Molecule: messenger RNA, 7324 nt
Organism: Drosophila kikkawai
Lineage: Eukaryota; Metazoa; Arthropoda; Insecta; Diptera; Drosophilidae
Gene: Doa
Product: Darkener of apricot
Biological process (GO): regulation of RNA splicing; protein phosphorylation
Cellular component (GO): nucleus
Molecular function (GO): protein serine/threonine kinase activity; ATP binding
Source: RefSeq, a predicted model, not a curated record